UCCGCAGAUCUAAUCCUAUGUAGGCGCUGAUUGUGCUCGUUCAGGGGUUAAGCGCAUAACGUCAUCCCUAGUGGAGCACUGCGCAUGCGCACGAGCCAGCGCUGAGGACUGAGGCAGCCGAAAACAGCUGUACCGGAGGCCCACAAUGCGACUCUUGGCGCUCUGGGCUUCUGGCUUGAUCCGCAUCCGCAAUGGCUGCGCACAAUGAUCCAGAGUGCUCGUACUAUGCACUCUAGACCCGCGAAGAGAAGAGCACAAGCGGAGCCGUCUCAAAAUGAGCACCGGAUUCAGCUCGAGCUCCUGCCGGUUCGCGGAUUAUUUCGUGAUCUGCGGUCUGGAUACCGAGAGCGGCUUAGAACCCGACGAGCUGUCCGCUUUAUGCCAGUAUAUAGAGGCUACUAAAUUCAGAGAUGGUGCAAGAGGGAAGUUGAUGAGUACAGAUGAAGGUGAGAAUUUUGAGCAGAGUCCACUGCGGAGAACUUUCAAAUCUAAAGUUCUAGCGCACUACCCUGACAAUGUGGAGUGGAACCCAUUCGACCAAGAUGCUGUGGGCAUGCUGUGUAUGCCAAAGGGCUUGUCCUUCCGCACGCAGGCAGACACCCGCGAGCCACAGUUCCACUCCUUCAUCAUCACGCGAGAGGACGGCUCCCGGACCUAUGGCUUCGCCCUCACCUUCUUCGAGGAGGUGACCAGCAAGCAGAUCUGCAGCGCCAUGCAGACACUCUAUCACAUGCACAAUGCAGAACAGUAUGAUAUCCUGCACACCCCCCCUACCCCUCGCAGUCCUGAAGACCCUCGGCCUACACUGCCACAACUCCACGACGCCCCCUCCCUCUCCAGGUUACAGCGCUUCAACUCCUAUGACAUCAGCCGCGACACGCUCUACGUGUCAAAGUGCAUCUGCCUAAUCACACCAAUGGCCUUCGCCCAUGCUUGCAGGAGAGUUCUAGAACAGCUACACCAGGCGGUCACCUCGCCUCAACCCCCGCCCCUUCCAUUGGAGAGCUACGUCUAUAACGUCCUCUACGAGGUUCCGCUGCCACCGGCCGGGCGCUCCCUGAAGUUCUCGGGCGUAUACGGGCCAGUGUUGUGUCAGAGACCCAGUACUGUCGAGCUGCCCCUCUUUGAUUUCCCCCUACAGGAGGUGUUUGAGCUGCUGGGUGUGGAGAAUGUUUUGCAGCUCUUCACUUGUGCACUAUUGGAGAUCCAGAUUCUUCUGUACUCACAACAUUACCAGCGACUGAUGACGGUAGCCGAGGGCAUCACAGCCUUAAUGUUUCCUUUCCAAUGGCAGCAUGUGUACGUGCCCAUCUUGCCCGCUUCUCUGUUACACUUUCUGGACGCUCCCGUGCCCUACCUCAUGGGUCUGCACUCCAACGGCCAGGAUGACCGCACCAAGCUGGAACUUCCCCAAGAGGCCAACUUGUGUUUUGUCGAUAUUGACAACCAUUUCAUCGAGCUGCCGGAGGACCUGCCACAGUUCCCCAACAAGCUGGAGUUCAUCCAGGAGAUCUCAGAGGUUCUGCUGGCGUUAGGCUUGUCUCCAGAGGCAAACCCUCAAUGCAGCAAGGGCCACAGCAAGAUCAGGGGCUUCCGCUCAGCUGACAUGGUCUCAGACAAGCGCAACGGCAACCUGGCCGGCUCUCCGCUCAACUCUUUCCUCCUGAGAGAGAACCAAACCAUAGCUCGUCUGCAAGCUCUGGUUAAGAGGACUGGAGUCAGUCUGGAGAAGUUGGAUGUGAAGGAGGAUGCGAGCACUAAGGAUUCAAAAGUGAAGUGUGAGGAGGAGGAGCUGAAAAUGCAUCAGCUGAAUAUUCGGGUGCGAGAGGUCUUUGCCAAUCGCUUCACACAGAUGUUCUCUGACUAUGAGGUCUUUGUCAUCCAGCCCAGCCAUGACAAAGAGUCUUGGUUCAGCAACCGUGACCAGAUGCAGAACUUUGACAAGGCCUCCUUCCUGUCCGAUCAGCCCGAACCGUACCUGCCGUUCAUCUCCCGCUUCCUGGAGACGCAGAUGUUUGCCUCUUUCAUAGACAGCAAGAUCCUGUGCCACGAUGACGAGGACAAAGAGCAUACGCUGCGAGUGUUUGAUUCCCGUGUCGACAAGGUCCGCAUGCUGAACGUCAGGACGCCCACCCUGCGCACCUCCAUGUACCAGAAAUGCACCAAUAUCGAUGAAGCAGAAAAGGCCAUUGAGCUGAGACUGUGUAAGAUAGACCACACGGCUCUGCAUCCCCACCUGCUGGACAUGAAGAUUGGUCAGGGCCGCUAUGAGCCUGGCUUCUUCCCCCGCCUGCAGUCUGACGUGCUCUCCACAGGACCCACCAGCAACAAAUGGGCGAAGCGCAGUGCACCAGCACAAUGGAGGAGGAAAGACAGACAGAAGCAACACGCUGAACAUCUCUAUCUGGAUAAUGACCAGAGAGAGUAUAUCCAGGAGGCCAGGAACCUGGGCACCACUCUCCGCCAACCUAAACUCUCCAACCUAUCACCUUCUGUCAUCGCACAGACCAACUGGAAGUUUGUAGAGGGACUGUUGAAGGAGUGCAGAAAUAAGACAAAACGUAUGCUUGUGGAGAAGAUGGGUCGUGAGGCGGUGGAGCUGGGCCACGGGGAGGGUAGCAUCACAGGUGUGGAGGAGAACACGCUCAUUGCCAGCUUAUGUGAUCUUCUGGAAAGAAUCUGGAGCCACGGUCUGCAGGUCAAACAGGGAAAGUCUGCAUUGUGGUCACACCUCUUACAUUAUCAGGAGAGUAAAGAGAAGAGAGAUGCUACUCCAGCAGGCCUAGGCCCUCCUGGUAUCAUUCAUGACACAGAGAGACGGAAGUCAGAUGCUGGUUGUGCAAUGCCACCUCUCAAAGUCUCCUUGAUCCAGGACAUGAGGCACAUCCAGAACAUCAGUGAGAUCAAGACAGACGUUGGAAAAGCCAGAGCAUGGGUACGUCUCUCCAUGGAGAAGAAACUGCUUUCCAGGCACCUGAAACAGCUCCUGUCUGACCAUGAACUCACCAAGAAGCUCUAUAAGCGCUAUGCUUUUCUACGCUGUGAUGAUGAGAAGGAGCAGUUCUUGUAUCACCUCCUCUCGUUCAACGCCGUCGACUACUUCUGCUUCACCAACGUCUUCACCACAAUAAUGAUACCAUAUCAUGUGGUGAUCAUUCCUAGUAAAAAACUAGGAGGCUCCAUGUUUACAGCUAACCCCUGGGUGUGUGUGUCAGGGGAGCUGGCUGAGACCGGAGUACUACAGGUGCCCAGAAACACACUGGAGAUUACAUUUGAGUGCCAGAACCUGGGAAAACUGACCACCGUACAGAUGGGCCAUGAUAACUCAGGACUGUAUGCUAAAUGGCUAGUAGAGUGCGUGAUAGUCCGCAAUGGGAUCACAGGGCACACCUACAAGUUUCCAUGUGGCCGUUGGCUGGGUAAAGGGGUGGAUGAUGGCAGCUUGGAGAGGAUACUGGUGGGCGAGCUGGUGACUAACACGGAGAGUGAAGAAAGAAUGUGUCGAACUCCUCCGAUGCAGCAAUCCCCCGGGAUGAUGCGACGAUUUGUCACCAUUUCACCAAACAGCAAACCAAAGUUAAACACGGGCCAGAUCCAGGAAGGGGUGGGAGAGGCGAUUAAUGGCAUAGUCAAACACUUCCAUAAGCCAGAAAAAGAGAGAGGAAGCCUCACAUUGCUUCUCUGUGGAGAGUAUGGUUUGGUGUGGGCUCUUGAGCAGGUGUUUCAGCAUGGCUUCAAGUCACCACGCCUCUUCAAGAACGUCUUCAUUUGGGAUUUUCUAGAAAAAGCUCAAGUGCACUUUGAGAGUGUGGAGCAGAGUCAGAUGACCCAGGAUGAGAACUGGCAGAUGAGGGUGCGACAUUUCUGCCAUUUCAUGCGUGCCAUCAACAGCACACCCAGAAACAUUGGCAAAGAUGGGAAGUUUCAGAUGCUUGUGUGUCUCGGAGCCAGAGAUCACCUGCUUCACCACUGGAUAUCACUCCUUGCCGAGUGUCCAAUCACAGCACAGAUGUAUGAGGACGCGGCUCUCCUAAAGGACCAUUCUCUGGUGAACUCUCUGAUUCGAGUGCUACAGACUCUGCAAGAAUUCAAUAUCAUUCUGGAGGCCUCUCUCGUCAAAGGGAUCGGUAUAUAAAAUCGUCUGAAAAUGGAACCAACACACAGUUCAGCGGGGACCAUGGACUAUCUAACGUUUUGUUUUUUACAUGAAGAGACUUGAACAAGAUAACUAAACCCGGCUUAUGUUAAAGCUACUGUCACGUUUGCCAUAUAAUAAGUGCAAUGAGCCUUUUCAAAUGUGUCAUGAUUUUUAUCAAUAAUGCUACUGUUAGACAUUAGCAUAUGUCUAUUUUGAUCCGUACUUUUCACAAAAAGUGGAAAAAAACAACCUGUGCUAUACCGUUUUAUUGAAAGCUCAAUAUUUUUCGUUGUUGUUGUGGACUGCUGACAAUGGCUAUAUUUAAAAGUAAGAAAAACUGUUAUUAUAUUUUCAAAGAAGAACAGUGUUAUUUUGAUAUGUCGGUCAGGUUGCUUGCUCUGUGCUAUUAUCUAAUCCAUACUGUCACAAUGCAGAGUUUGAAGCAAAUGAUGUAGAAGUAUGCUUUAUAAGUAUAACAUGGGGAAUUCCUAUUUUUACUUUAUAAAAAAAAAAAAAAGAGAGAGAGAGAGAGAUAAGAUUGGAAAGAUACGGAAAACUAGAAAAACACUCUUGAUUUUGUAAUAAUGCCAGGGGCUUGUCAAUUUUGGGGGGAUGUGACCUGGAAAUGUUUUUAUGGGAUUUAACCUAUUACAAGUCAGUUUUAAAAAUUAUGGUUCUCUAUAAUCAAAGACAUGAUUUGUUAAAGUGAUGUCCAAACCUCUUAGUUAGACUGUAAAAACUAAAAACAAUCAAUACAGAAAAGAUAAUGUUGCGUUUCAUCAUAUAACCAUUUUCAGCCACCUUGUACUACUGGCUUGUUGUAACCUUUUUUCUUACAUCCCCAGAAAUCAUCUAACCAAGGUAUUCAUAACAUUCCCCAUCUAUUCUGCCUUCAAGUCUUGACGGUGGCCAAUUGUAAAGCAACAUUCGGAGUAGAAUUAAAUAGCAAUUUAAAUAAAUUGAGACAGUCCCUCCCCUAAGUUAAACCCCAGCGGCUCCUUUGUUUCUGCUAUGCAAUAUUUACAGCCCCCAAACUCUUUAGUUACUGAAUACUGAUGAAAUUGUUUUAAAGUGUAGCAUAAUUUGUAGUCAGGACAUAACUGAGAAAAGCACAUUAAAGGCUGACAUUCAUGUGCCAAUUUCAUCAUGACUGUUCUGGUAUCUGUGCAAACACAGCUGGCAUGAGCAUUCUGGGAGUUUUUUUCUUGUGUUUUAUCUCUUGACACAUUUAUAGACAAAGCAUUGUAAUGUAGUGUUAAAUAUUGUACAACUGUGUACAGUGUAUAAAAUGUAUUAUGAGUGACAAUUCAAUAUGGUUGUGAUGCUUCAAUCAGACCUUUAUAAAUGGCAUUCAGAAAGCACAAAAUCA
Molecule: messenger RNA, 5507 nt
Organism: Myxocyprinus asiaticus (Chinese sucker)
Lineage: Eukaryota; Metazoa; Chordata; Actinopteri; Cypriniformes; Catostomidae
Product: DENN domain-containing protein 5A-like
Exons: 23
Coding region: 275-4135 (1286 amino acids)
Molecular function (GO): small GTPase binding; guanyl-nucleotide exchange factor activity
Source: RefSeq, a predicted model, not a curated record